Messenger RNA from Pyricularia pennisetigena, 909 nucleotides. RefSeq lists its product as uncharacterized. Gene Ontology annotation, molecular function: methyltransferase activity. The record is from RefSeq and is a predicted model, not a curated record. The transcript has a single exon. NCBI's taxonomy places the organism in Eukaryota, Fungi, Ascomycota, Sordariomycetes, Magnaporthales, Pyriculariaceae. Bases 1 to 909 code for a protein of 302 amino acids. Gene Ontology annotation, biological process: methylation.
AUGGCAGCUAAAACAGACCAAGGCAAGGGCAAAGUCAGCCUCAGCGGCGCCCAGGAGACGCUCAUGCUGACGCUGUUGGCGCGUGCCGACGACGCCGAGUCCCCCAAUCCUAUCCUCAACGACACGCUGUCUGCCAAGAUCAGAAAACAAAUCCAGGAUGAGCACGGCUACAACUUUGACGCACGCGCAAGGGCUGCUCAUAAAGGCAUCAUGGCCAAAAUGGUCUCGGCGAGGGCCAAGAUCUUUGACGAGGCAGCCGAGAACUUUCUCAGUCAGCAUCCAGGGCCAGCUACCGUGCUGCACCUCGCCUGCGGCAUGGACACGAGGUGUCAUCGGGUCAAGUGGCAAGGCCCGGGGCGUGUCUGGAUCGACGUGGACAAGGAGGAUGUGGUCGAGUUGAGGAGGGCGGUGGUGGAUGAACCCGAGGUACCGCCGGGUCAGGGCGAGUACCGGCUAGAAUGCCCGGACAUUAUCAACGACGUGGACUGGCUGGGUGACAUUCGGGUGCCCAACGACAGACCCGUGCUGAUCAUUUUUGAAGGUCUGGUCAUGUACCUGAAUGCUGAUCAGGUGCUUGGUUUGUUCUGCAAGCUUCUGCGGCAUUUUCAGGGGAGUGGGAAGGGAGGCCAGAUAUACUUUGACUCGAUUGGGCCUUUUGGGUACUACUUCAUGAAGCUCUUUCCCGGGCAGCCGUUGAAGAGGAUGGGUGCCAACUUUGGCUUCUACAUGUCCAACGGAAAUUGGCUGGAGCUCAACAAUCCCGGGUUGCACCAAAUCAACCGAGAUUCUCAAGCAGUUGCGCUGGUAGAAAGGGUACCGUACUUGUGGAUUAUACGCGCGGCUGUCAAACUGGUUGAUAGGAUUCUUGGAGGCUCACUGGUUGGUGGCGUGUAUGGGUUUCAAUUUUGA